Molecule: messenger RNA, 1047 nt
Organism: Fibroporia radiculosa
Lineage: Eukaryota; Fungi; Basidiomycota; Agaricomycetes; Polyporales; Fibroporiaceae
Exons: 5
Coding region: 1-1047 (348 amino acids)
Cellular component (GO): CCR4-NOT core complex; CCR4-NOT complex; P-body
Molecular function (GO): nucleic acid binding; poly(A)-specific ribonuclease activity
Source: RefSeq, a predicted model, not a curated record
AUGUCUCGAAUACGAGAUGUCUGGGCACCCAACUUGGAGCAGGAGAUGAGCAAUAUCCGCGAUCUUAUAGACCGAUAUCCCUAUGUCGCAAUGGACACUGAGUUUCCUGGCGUGGUCGCUCGUCCCAUAGGGUCGUUCAAGACUUCGUCGGAUUACCACUAUCAGACGAUGCGAUGCAAUGUGGACCUGCUAAAGAUCAUACAAGUCGGUCUUACGUUGGCGGACGAGGAGGGUAAUUAUCCUCAGGAUGUGUCAACAUGGCAGUUCAACUUUCAUUUCAGUCUCAACGAAGACAUGUAUGCUCCAGAAUCUAUCGACCUUCUACAGAAAUCAGGUAUUGACCUACAACGGCACGAGGAAGUGGGGAUCGAGCCAAACGACUUUGCCGAGCUGAUGAUUACGUCGGGCUUGGUGUUAGCGCCAGAAACGAAGUGGAUAUCCUUCCAUAGCGGAUAUGAUUUUGGUUAUUUCGUCAAGCUACUGACCGCGGAGUCAUUACCUACCACGGAGGAGACAUUCUUUGAGGUGUUACGUACAUGGUUCCCUACAAUAUAUGACAUCAAGUUCGUAAUGCGCGCCUGCAAAGUCCUCAAAGGAGGCUUGCAAGACGUUGCGGACGAUCUCGGGGUCAUGCGAAUAGGCGCAUCACAUCAAGCCGGUUCAGACUCACUCUUAACAGCGUCCACAUUCUUCAAAAUGCGCGAGCUCUACUUCAAUGAUUACAUCGACGAUGCAGAGUACAACCACAAAUUGUACGGCCUCGGACAGACCUUUAUCACGAAUGGUAUCACCGAGCCCGUGCGCGGGAGCGCAGCCACUAUUGCGGAGCGCGAAGAUCGCGGGCCUGUGCGCGAGGCGCACAACCAGACGCCAGGCUCAGUACAAAAUCAGAGUCUCGCCGCCGUCGCAAUGGGUUUAGGCGGAUCACUCUCCACACCUGCACUUGCAGGUGCGCUACCAGCAUCCCUACAGCCAUCAUCGCCAUACGGCCCGAUGGGGGCAAAUGCACCAUAUAUGCGUGCCGCAAUUGGGGUAGGAGGGCGAUAG